Microthlaspi erraticum is the source of this 2523-nucleotide messenger RNA. NCBI's taxonomy places the organism in Eukaryota, Viridiplantae, Streptophyta, Magnoliopsida, Brassicales, Brassicaceae. The record is from the annotation of a GenBank genome assembly.
AUGAAGGUCUUCUUCGUCUUAGUCAUCAUCUUUUUCUCCCUCAUUCAAUCUUGUAUCUCCUCCGUUGAUACCAUCAUGAGAAGACAGUCCCUGAGAGACGGUGAUGUCAUACUCUCUCAAGGGAAGAGAUUUGCGUUUGGAUUCUUCAGCCUUGGGGACUCAAAGCUCCGGUAUGUCGGAAUCUGGUAUGCUCAAAUCUCUGAGCAGACUAUUGUAUGGGUUGCAAACAGAGACCGUCCCGUUAAUGACACAUCCGGUCUGAUAAAGUUCAGCAGCAGAGGAGAUCUCUGUGUCCACGCAUCAGUCAACGGAACAGUGCCUCUCUGGUCGACUAAUGUCUCUGAUAGUAUCUUGGAACCAACUCUAGUUGCAACACUCUCUGACUUAGGGAACCUUGUUCUGCUUGAUUCAGUAACAGGAAGAACUUUCUGGGAGAGCUUUGAUCAUCCUACAGACACUUUCCUUCCGUUUAUGAGAUUAGGUUUCACACGAAAAGACGGUUUGGAUCGCUUUCUAACGUCAUGGAGAUCUCCUGAAGACCCUGGUUCCGGGAACCGAACAUUUCGAUUGGAACGUAAAGGGUUUCCGCAGAUGGUUCUGUACAAAGGCUUGACCCGGUGGUGGCGUUCCGGGUCGUGGACGGGUCAGAGGUGGAGCGGUGUCCCUGGAAUGACAAGAGAGUACAUCUUCAACAACUCGUUUGUGAAUAACCAGGACGAAGUAACGUUCACUUACGGUGUGACGGAUGCUUCAGUCAUAUCAAGAAUGAUAGUGAACGCGAGAGGACACAUACAGAGGUUCACAUGGAUUGCGAGGGACGAGAGGUGGAACGAGUUCUGGUCAGUUCCUAAAGAGGAAUGCGACUACUACGCACAUUGCGGCGUUAACGGCCACUGCGAUCCCACGAGCUCAGAGACGUUUGAGUGCACGUGCCUACCUGGUUUUGAGCCAAAGAUUCUCCGGCAUUGGUUCUUGAGGGACUAUUCACGCGGGUGUGCAAAGAAAAACGGAGCUUCGAUAUGCAGUGUGAAAGAAGGGUUUGUGAAGUUGAAGCGAGCGAAGAUUCCUGACACGUCAGAUGCAUGUGUGGAUAUGGACAUAUCAUUGAAGGAUUGCAAACAGAGGUGCUUGAGGAACUGCUCGUGUGUUGCUUACGCAAGCGCUUACCACGAGAGGAAAGGAGGAGCAACAGGGUGCUUGACGUGGUAUGGCGAUUUGAAAGAUACGAGGACAUACUUGAAUUCUGGACAAGACUUGUACAUACGUGUAGAUGCGGAAGAAUUAGCGAGGUGGAACAGAAAUGGCUUAUCAGGGAAGAGGAGAGUCGUUCUGAUACUAAUCAGUUUGAUAGCAGCCGUAAUGCUACUAAUGGGCAUUUUGUUCUGUUUUGUAAGGAAGCGUCGGAAGUCGAACAGGCUUAGAAGAUCUUCAACAACCUUUUCCCUUGGUUCUUUUUAUUUUGAAGAUUCAUUCAAAUUUGAUGAAGACGAGGACAGAAACCGGGAGUUACCUCUCUUUGAGCUUAACACGAUCGCUGCAGCGACAAGUAACUUCUCUUUCCAGAACAAGCUUGGAGCAGGUGGGUUCGGACCGGUUUAUAAGGGCGUGUUACAAAAUGGAAUGGAGAUAGCGGUGAAGAGACUGUCGAGAAACUCAGGCCAAGGAAUGGAAGAGUUCAAGAACGAGGUCAGGUUGAUAUCAAAGUUGCAGCAUCGGAAUCUAGUGAGGAUCUUAGGGUGUUGCGUUGAGUUGGAAGAGAAGAUGUUGAUAUAUGAGUAUUUACCAAACAAGAGCCUAGACUAUUUCAUAUUCCGUGAGGAGCAUAGAGCUGAGUUGGAUUGGCCAAAACGGAUGGGGAUAAUCCGAGGGAUUGCUCGAGGAAUAUUGUAUCUUCAUCAAGAUUCAAGACUGAGGAUCAUCCACAGAGACCUCAAGGCCAGCAAUGUACUUCUUGACAAUGAUAUGACUCCUAAGAUUGCAGAUUUUGGCUUGGCGAGAAUCUUUGGGGGCAACCAAAUCGAAGGAAGCACCAACAGAGUUGUUGGAACAUACGGAUAUAUGUCACCGGAGUAUGCAAUGGAUGGGCAAUUCUCCAUAAAGUCCGACGUCUACAGCUUCGGAAUAUUGAUCUUAGAGAUCAUAACUGGUCAUAAGAACAGUACCAUCUACGAUGAAUCUUCAAAUUUAGUUGGACAUAUUUGGGGUCUAUGGGGAAAAGGUGAAGCAAAAGAGAUCAUAGACACGUUAAUGGACGCAGACACUUAUGACGUGAGCCAAGUGAUGAAAUGCGUACACAUUGGGUUGCUUUGCGUGCAAGAAAGCGCUUCGGACAGACCAGACAUGUCCUCUGUUGUGUUCAUGUUGAGACAUAACGCCGUUGAUCUUCCAUCACCGAAGCAUCCUGCUUUUACGGUGGGAAGGAACAGAAACGUCACAAAUGGCGUCAGCUCGCGUAAUUGGCCCAGUGGAGAAACCGGUAGUUCUUUUAAUGAUGUUACUCUCACCAAUGUUGAAGGUCGUUAA